Oryzias latipes (Japanese medaka) is the source of this 2719-nucleotide messenger RNA. RefSeq names its product insulinoma-associated 1a (gene insm1a). Lineage: Eukaryota; Metazoa; Chordata; Actinopteri; Beloniformes; Adrianichthyidae. Gene Ontology annotation, cellular component: nucleus; transcription repressor complex. Gene Ontology annotation, molecular function: RNA polymerase II cis-regulatory region sequence-specific DNA binding; DNA-binding transcription repressor activity, RNA polymerase II-specific. The record is from RefSeq and is a predicted model, not a curated record. Gene Ontology annotation, biological process: neuron differentiation; negative regulation of transcription by RNA polymerase II; regulation of cell cycle process.
GCAAAUCCUCCAUCACUCACCCCCCUCCUCUCCAUCAGUCCCUCCAUCCUCCCACACCCACUCCCCAAAUCCACAGGGGACCUCGGCUUUAUCUGAUUGGUCGGGCAUGAGGCAACAAGGGGGGACGGAAACAAUGUCAUCAUGUUGCCUUAAAAAGAGUGCUGCUAUGUUGUAGUGUGAUCACCUCGGGAGGAGCGCAUAGGAUCAAUAUAGAGAAGAGGAAACAGAAAAACACAAAAAAAGACGCAUUCGAUGUUUGUAUCAGCGAGCAGCUGAAAGUGUUUUUUUUUUCUUUCUCGCAGCAGCAUCCAAAGUGCCUUCAGCUGUCAGACCACCGCGAACAUGCCCAGAGGAUUUCUGGUGAAAAGAAACAAGAAGACCAUCCCGGUGUCUUACCGGGUCCGCUCUGAUGACGAGGAACCGGAUCAAGCAUCAGUUGAUGCGCCGCCGCUGCUGCCGCCAUCCUCCUCCUCCUCCGCGCAUUUCGCCUCCAUCCCAGUGCGCACUCCAACGCCCAGUUUCGGGGCUGCGGCCACUGCUCCGGACCAGGAUGCUAAACCAAUUCAAUUCGGUAACCCCGAAACAGUGUACCGUGGUCUCUACAGCCCCACUCGCCCCGUCAGCCAGGACCACGACCGCUACUUGGAGAGGCGCUUCAACCUCGGAUCACCUGUUUCGGCUGAAUCUUUCCCCACACCAGCAGCACUUACAGCUUUGGGUCACCUCUUUGCACCUGUGGACCUGAAAAUCGGCUCCAGCACCAGCAACCACGCCGAAGCCAGUGCUUCCUUCUCCGGGAAGAUCCCCAUCUCCGGGGCCAAACGACCGCCCAGUGACCCGGAGCGCAAAGGCAAACCGCCCUCUAAGAAAACCAAAGCCAUUCGGAAACUGCACUUUGAGGAUGACGUCACCACAUCCCCAGUUCUCGGGCUCAAGAUCAAAGAAGCUCCUGUGGACCAGAAGCAGCAGCCGAACACAGGUGACCAACACCCGCUGGGGGAGUUCGUGUGCCAGCUGUGUCGUGAAGCCUACGCAGACCCGUUCUCCUUGGCCCAGCACAAGUGCUCCAGAAUAGUCCGCGUCGAGUACAGGUGUCCUGAGUGUGACAAGGUAUUCAGCUGCCCGGCCAAUCUUGCCUCUCAUCGGCGCUGGCACAAACCAAAGCCGCAGAGCGGAGGGCAUCAUUUGGAGAGCGACAAAGUUUCCAACAAAACAGCGCCUGAUGACACAAAGGACUGCAGCGACAGGGACACGCCGAGCCCACAACCGUCCGAAUCUGGCUCCGAUGACGGGCUUUGUGAUUGUAACCAGUGUGGGAAAAGGUUCAAACGCCAAGCCUAUCUGAGGAAGCACCUUGCGUCACAGCACGGCUCUCCAAAACCCGCGCGGGAGGACGACGCGCGCCCCUGCGAGCAGAGCGCCGCGCCGCUCAACCUGAGCGCCUCUACCUGUCACCUGUGUCCUGUCUGCGGGGAGAAGUUCAGCAGCAGAGGCAGCCAGGAGCGGCACAUCCGCCUGCUGCACUCCUCACACAUGUACCCGUGCAAAUACUGCCCCGCUGUCUUCUACAGCUCUCCGGGACUCACCAGACACAUCAACAAAUGCCACCCGUCCGAGAACCGACAGGUGAUCCUGCUGCAGAUGCCGCUGCGCCCCGCCUGCUGAUCCGGGACUGUUCACACAUGAUUCGUGGCCAGCCUUUGUUCUUGUCUUACACAUCUCUGUCUUUGUUCCAUUUUCAUGAUCACAGAGCAAAAAUAUGGAAUUCUAGUUUUUGAUAACUACUAAAAAAAAAGAAAAUAAUUAUAUUCACAUUUCCUCAAAUCCUCACAACAUUAAGUUUGCAGUAAAUUGAACAAACUUUUUUGAUUUAUGAAAUAUCUGUUCUCUAUUCUAAAGCUAACAGAACUUAAGUAAAAUGGGAAUAAUGAUGCAGUCUAGCUCUGAACACAAAAAUCAUCAGUGACUGUUGCCUUCUCACAUGCACUGUGCCUGACACUCCAUCACGUGUCUUCGAACCCCCUCCUACACAGCAUUGGACUGUUAAUGAAGAUUUCUUCUCACAUCCCUGCACAAGUGCUAUUAGCUCCUAGACCUAAGAGAGGGAAUAACCUGUAGCCCAUGAAGCCCAGAGGUCACAGGCCUGGACAGACCUUAUCUUCUCACUGGGAUUAGCUUUAACAUAGCUUGUGGAUCUGUGGAUCAGUAGCUGUCGCCUAAAAACAACCCGAGUGAAACUAGUGUAGCCAGUAAUGCCUUUGGAUUAGAAACUCCUGCUGUAAAACUGCCUUAAAGUCAACUCAUCUGAUUGUUUUUGAUCACCUCUUUAUUGUUGGCUGAGCAUAAAUUAUAAUUUUCCACAAAGCCUUCUGUGUUAAUAGCCUGUGUACUACGUAAUCUCUUUUCUUCUUUAUUUAUUUAAUUUAUUUGUGUAAGUUAUUAUUGUGAGGUCAAACCUGUAUUUUGUUGUUGUGUUUUUUUUAACAUGAUGUAGCCAAAUCAUUGUGAUUUCUUUUUAUUUAUAUAAUGAAGGUGUGAGAACAGUGUGACCGUUCUACAAUCAAUGAACUGAAUGCAAUCAUGUUUGUACUUGAUCACUUUUUUAUUUAUUUUUUGCUUCUUUUUUGUUUUUUUGCGUUUCCUUGUUAGCUCUGCUUUGGAUGUUUCUGCUGCGUUCUGCUAAAUGUCCAAAAACAAUAAAGCCAAACUGAGAAAUAGA